This is a messenger RNA of Mesorhabditis spiculigera, 1458 nucleotides long. The record is from the annotation of a GenBank genome assembly. NCBI's taxonomy places the organism in Eukaryota, Metazoa, Nematoda, Chromadorea, Rhabditida, Rhabditidae.
AUGUCGGCACCCCUGGCCGGGGUCGGCGGAGGCCGAAUAUGGAAAAUGCCGACGCAGACAAAAACUCUCGUUGCGGUUGGCGUCGGGAUCAGCGUGAUUUUGUUGAGCUGGUGGAUAAAGAGGCUUUUCUCCAAGCCGAAAAAGCCGCCCCAACGUCGUCAACUUUCUUUGAGAACACCAGAAGUCCCUUCUGUCACGGACUUCUCGAACCUGUCAGAUUCGGAUCGAACCUAUCGCACCGCUCCGUCUCGCCAGUCGAUGAGGAGACGUCUCGGGCCCAGCAUCAGUGGUAGCGUACCACCGAAUGAGGCGGUACUCUUUGGAGGCCUUGACAACUGCCGCGAAACCAUCUCCUCCCUGCAGAAAGCCAUGAACGGGCUGGAGAUGAUCAAGAAUCGCUCUGAAAGGGAUCGGCAACGUGCUGAAAGUCUUGCCGCAGUCCUCGAUCGGCUUCGAUUCGUCGAGGCCGAUUUGAAUCGGGUGAUCCAAGAAGGAGGGUUCGAUCACUUGAAGGCGGAAGACGGCGUUUCCCUCGGCAGCGGCUUCCAGCUGGCCCCGUCGAUGAGGACGAAAACCCUGUCCGUCCUCUCCGACGAGUCCUUCAUGUCGGCCGUUGAGGACUUUGCCGUCUCGCUUGACGAAGACCCCUCCGCUCCGAACUAUGAGAUCGCUAGUGAUGAGCUCCUGUUUUUGCAGCAGGGCUAUGAAGCGGCCAGGAAUGGACAGGUCGCCUGUCGUCGAGACCGAAGCGAUAUAUGUCAGUGCGCCAAUGAAGAAGAGUUUUUGGCGAAGUUGUUCUGCAUCAGAAAGGCUUUAAAUAUUGUCUGCGCAGAUGAGCAUCGCCGGGUUUGGCUCCAAAAUUCUGGCCGUACCCUGCUAGGAAACCUGAUGCAGAACUGCCAACAAGACCCAACGACUUUCUUCAAGGCCUACGACGACAUGAUGAAUUUCUUCGAGGAUGAGAUCAAUCGGGAGAUGGCUGAGGACGAAUUGAGGAUGAGAGGGGUGCCCGAGCUCGGCUUCUGGGACGUCAUCCUCGACUUUAUUUUGCUGGAUGCCUUCGGGGAUCUGAAGUCCCCACCAUCAGCGAUUUACUCAGUGACGAAGAAUUUCUGGCUGUCUCAGAGUAUGAAGUACUCAACGAUAUCUACUGUUAUUUGGAGUAUGCUGAAGGCGAAGCGGCAGAGGUUACAGUACCCCAACGGCUUCAUCGCACAUUUCUACAACAUCUCCGAGGCUGUGUCUCCAUCCAUCACCCUCGGAUUUCUCGGAACUGAUGCUCAAAUUGGGGAGCUUUGCUACUACUUUAAGGAGCAGGUAACCCAGCUCGUGCUCGACCUGUUCAAUCCAAAACGCGUCCGCUACACUACUGUAGAAGAAAUGGCCGACGACGCUUGGGUUAUUAUUCAGAAUCGGACGGAGUCGAUCUUGUCGAGGCUGUCUUCUGAGCUCUUAAUG